Brachypodium distachyon (stiff brome) is the source of this 471-nucleotide messenger RNA. RefSeq lists its product as uncharacterized. The transcript has 2 exons. NCBI's taxonomy places the organism in Eukaryota, Viridiplantae, Streptophyta, Magnoliopsida, Poales, Poaceae. The record is from RefSeq and is a predicted model, not a curated record. The coding region runs from base 1 to 471 and encodes 156 amino acids.
AUGCCGCCUUCCAAGCUCCUCCACCUGAAGAACUUGGAGAUUACACUCCUUGGUACUGUAGCGGCCUUCUUCCCCUGCUAUGAUUUAUUUUCUAUGGUCUCUUUCCUAGAUGCUUCUCCUGCCUUGGAAUCUUUCGUCCUGCGUGUAAAAACGGGCGCUCUGAGGCAUGGUCCUGUUGUUGGAGAUUACGACGAAGCAUACCUAAGGCGGAAGCCUGGGUGUCGGCAUGAACGCCUCAGGCAGGUGAUGAUCACAGGCUUCUGUUCAGCCAAGAGCCUGGUUGAGCUUGUGAUCUACAUCCUGGAGAGCACACCUUCACUCAAGCGCCUCACACUGGACACAACUCAAGGCCCCGAUAGAAAGUGUGGUAGUGGAGGCUGUGAUCAGAUACAAGUUUCCAAGGCCGUGGAGGCUGCAAGCAGAUACAUUGCUGGGAAGGUUCCCCCGACAGUUGCAUUCCAGGUUCUGUAG